CGGAAGUGAGCUGUUACGGCGGAAUGCUAUGGAGAGUUUUCCAAUCCCACUCUUUGAAGGACCCUCUCGUCUCCUACUGCAGGCUUUGGGCUCAGGGCCCCUAGGGGCUCUAGCAUCCCUUAGGGUCUUGCAGAAUUACCCAGGGACAUUCCCAUGGAACAGCUUCAUGGAAAAGCUGUGUACGGAAGUGCCAGCUCUGGAUGGACCAACACGGAAACUUAUUCUAAAACCGGCACUGCUGCUUUUACCCUUGCACACUCAGAGAAACGUACUUAGUUUUCUGAGCCUUGCGCUCCCUGUGGUGCCAGUACACUGCAUUCAUCUCCUGGCUGGUGUUGUCAGUGGUGAGAAUGGUUCUUCAGACCCUUGGCUUCUUACCCUUAGCAAGCAGCUGCUUACUGAGCCUGGGAUGAUAGCAGCUCCCGCCAGUUCUCACGUGCAGGAGAGACUGAAGGUUCUGUGUGCACAGCUCUGUCCGCCUGAGGGUACGCACUCCAAGUUAGGCUGGUGUAGACCCUCAAAUGUACUAACUACACGCAAACGCAAGGUGGCAAGUGAGGAUGUGACCCCAAGUGAGGAAGAAGAAGGACCCAAUGUGAAGAGAGUCUGCAGUGAAGGACUGAGCACGUAUCACUCAAACUUGUCUACUCCUGAGGAAAGACUGAGUACCGCAGACACCGAAGUGCAAAAGAAAGAACUGCCAGAGCAUAUCAAGACACGGAUACCCAGGCUGAGGGAGCUCCUACAUGGAGAUUUGGACACAGAGUCCUGGGAUGAAUCUUCACUGUCCGAUCUACAGGAGCUAUGUGAGUCAUGUGAUCCAGCCCAGCUCCAGUCUCUUUUCUGCACUCUGGAUGUCUCACAGAUUUCCCCACAGUCUCUCUUGCAGCUUUGCUGCCACCUGCACUCACUCACCCCCGACCUCAGUUACUUACACUCCUUAGCACUGGCCAAAAGCCUCUUCUUGGACCGGACACUAGUUCUAACAUCACCAGCCCCACGCCCUCUUUUAUCUGCACUGUCAAUGUUCUGUAUGAAGUAUGGCCGCUCUGCAUGCAGUGCCCUUAUUGGACCAUUACUCCUUCAGCCAGAGACAGGUUCAGCACAUAUUGAUUUUCUAUGUCGAAUGGUUACAGAGUGUCUUCAGCCGGAACAGCUGUCUCUAUUUUAUGGACCUGUCCUAGAGGUGCCAUUUUGCGAGGGUUCACUAAGUGUUCUACACACACUGUUAGAGAAACAGGCAAUGCCAUCUCGUUCAGAGUUUGAGCAAUUGCUUGUUUGCCUAUCUGACGCAGCAGAGAAAUUCUCGAAAUCUGUGAUGUUUUCCAAAUUGCUUUUGACCAUCAUGACUAGAAGCCAGAGUCUGAUUUUGCAAACUCACUUUGGAUUUUUAACAAAUGCUGUUAAUGCCAACCAAACUUUUCUGAAGAAGUCUUUGCAAGGAGCUCUAAAGAAAGUGCAGGAAGUUAUAACAUGACAGUCUUACACAAUCUUAUAAGCCAAAUACAUAUUGUUGUUUUGUCAAUGAACUGAAAUUCCUAACUCGGACUCUCAUUCAAGUUGUUUUCCCCCUCUUUUCUCUGCAGCCAAUCAAAUGCUCUAUCUACCAGAUUAUUCAGUCUUAGAUUGGCUGUUGCAAACCAAGCUGUGUAAAAAGAAAAGUAGAAAAAUGUUGCUUAUUUGUUUUUGCAGCAAUAUAACAUGAGAAGUUUCCGCUAAAACAGCAUUUUAUGUAUGUAUUUUUGCUUUACUAUUUUGUCGUUUUAUUUUUAUAUAAGAUACCGUUCCUACCACUAUAAUAAUGUUAUUGAAGCACUAUUAGUAAAUUUCAAAAAUAACUAUUGUA
Molecule: messenger RNA, 1846 nt
Organism: Bombina bombina (fire-bellied toad)
Lineage: Eukaryota; Metazoa; Chordata; Amphibia; Anura; Bombinatoridae
Gene: FANCE
Product: FA complementation group E
Exons: 11
Coding region: 29-1477 (482 amino acids)
Biological process (GO): interstrand cross-link repair
Cellular component (GO): Fanconi anaemia nuclear complex
Source: RefSeq, a predicted model, not a curated record